This is a messenger RNA of Coffea arabica (coffee), 3471 nucleotides long. The record is from RefSeq and is a predicted model, not a curated record. Lineage: Eukaryota; Viridiplantae; Streptophyta; Magnoliopsida; Gentianales; Rubiaceae.
AUGGCUGCAUGUGAUAUACAAGAUGAUGCUGGCAAAAGUUUUAACAGUCUUGAAGGGUUUCUUGAUCAUAUUUCCAGAGAGAAGGACAAGGAGAUGAAGCAAUUGAAAGAAAAUGAAACAACCAAAAAGGGCAUAAUUGAAGUACGCCCAGAAGAAGAAAGAGAAGGAGAUAAGAGUCAAGUGAAAGAAACGACGAAAAUGGCUGCAUGUGAUAUACAAGAUGAUGCUGGCAAAAGUUUUAACAGUCUUGAAGGGUUUCUUGAUCAUAUUUCCAGAGAGAAGGACAAGGAGAUGAAGCAAUUGAAAGAAAAUGAAACAACCAAAAAGGGCAUAAUUGAAGUACGCCCUGAAGAAGAAAGAGAAGGAGAUAAGAGUCAAGUGAAAGAAACGACGAAAAUGGCUGCAUGUGAUAUAGAAGAUGAUGCUGGCAAAAGUUUUAACAGUCUUGAAGGGUGUCUUGAUCAUAUUUCCAGAGAGAAGGACAAGGAGAUGAAGCAAUUGAAAGAAAAUGAAACAACCAAAAAGGGCAUAAUUGAAGUACGCCCUGAAGAAGAAAGAGAAGGAGAUAAGAGUCAAGUGAAAGAAACGACGAAAAUGGCUGCAUGUGAUAUAGAAGAUGAUGCUGGCAAAAGUUUUAACAGUCUUGAAGGGUGUCUUGAUCAUAUUUCCAGAGAGAAGGACAAGGAGAUGAAGCAAUUGAAAGAAAAUGAAACAACCAGAAAGGGCAUAAUUGAAGUACGCCCUGAAGAAGAAAGAGAAGGAGAUAAGAGUCAAGUGAAAGAAACGACGAAAAUGGCUGCAUGUGAUAUAGAAGAUGAUGCUGGCAAAAGUUUUAACAGUCUUGAAGGGUGUCUUGAUCAUAUUUCCAGAGAGAAGGACAAGGAGAUGAAGCAAUUGAAAGAAAAUGAAACAACCAAAAAGGGCAUAAUUGAAGUACGCCCUGAAGAAGAAAGAGAAGGAGAUAAGAGUCAAGUGAAAGAAACGACGAAAAUGGCUGCAUGUGAUAUAGAAGAUGAUGCUGGCAAAAGUUUUAACAGUCUUGAAGGGUGUCUUGAUCAUAUUUCCAGAGAGAAGGACAAGGAGAUGAAGCAAUUGAAAGAAAAUGAAACAACCAAAAAGGGCAUAAUUGAAGUACGCCCAGAAGAAGAAAGAGAAGGAGAUAAGAGUCAAGUGAAAGAAACGACGAAAAUGGCUGCAUGUGAUAUAGAAGAUGAUGCUGGCAAAAGUUUUAACAGUCUUGAAGGGUGUCUUGAUCAUAUUUCCAGAGAGAAGGACAAGGAGAUGAAGCAAUUGAAAGAAAAUGAAACAACCAAAAAGGGCAUAAUUGAAGUACGCCCUGAAGAAGAAAGAGAAGGAGAUAAGAGUCAAGUGAAAGAAACGACGAAAAUGGCUGCAUGUGAUAUACAAGAUGAUGCUGGCAAAAGUUUUAACAGUCUUGAAGGGUUUCUUGAUCAUAUUUCCAGAGAGAAGGACAAGGAGAUGAAGCAAUUGAAAGAAAAUGAAACAACCAAAAAGGGCAUAAUUGAAGUACGCCCAGAAGAAGAAAGAGAAGGAGAUAAGAGUCAAGUGAAAGAAACGACGAAAAUGGCUGCAUGUGAUAUAGAAGAUGAUGCUGGCAAAAGUUUUAACAGUCUUGAAGGGUGUCUUGAUCAUAUUUCCAGAGAGAAGGACAAGGAGAUGAAGCAAUUGAAAGGAAAUGAAACAACCAAAAAGGGCAUAACUGAAGUACGCCCUGAAGAAGAAAGAGAAGGAGAUAAGAGUCAAGUGAAAGAAACGACGAAAAUGGCUGCAUGUGAUAUAGAAGAUGAUGCUGGCAAAAGUUUUAACAGUCUUGAAGGGUGUCUUGAUCAUAUUUCCAGAGAGAAGGACAAGGAGAUGAAGCAAUUGAAAGAAAAUGAAACAACCAGAAAGGGCAUAAUUGAAGUACGCCCAGGAAGAAGAAGAGAAGGAGGUGCGAGGGAGUGUGGGUGCGGAAGCAACAAAAAUCCUGUGUUACCGAUCAUAAGAGUCAAGUGCAAAGAAACGACGGAAAUUGGCUGCCAUGUGAUAUACAAGACUGAUGCUGGCAAAAGUUUUAACAGUCUUGAAGGGUUUCUUGAUCAUAUUUCCAGAGAGAAGGACAAGGAGAUGAAGCAAUUGAAAGAAAAUGAAACAACCAAAAAGGGCAUAAUUGAAGUACGCCCAGAAGAAGAAAGAGAAGGAGACAAGAGUCAAGUGAAAGAAACGACGAAAAUGGCUGCAUGUGAUAUAGAAGAUGAUGCUGGCAAAAGUUUUAACAGUCUUGAAGGGUGUCUUGAUCAUAUUUCCAGAGAGAAGGACAAGGAGAUGAAGCAAUUGAAAGGAAAUGAAACAACCAAAAAGGGCAUAACUGAAGUACGCCCUGAAGAAGAAAGAGAAGGAGAUAAGAGUCAAGUGAAAGAAACGACGAAAAUGGCUGCAUGUGAUAUACAAGAUGAUGCUGGCAAAAGUUUUAACAGUCUUGAAGGGUUUCUUGAUCAUAUUUCCAGAGAGAAGGACAAGGAGAUGAAGCAAUUGAAAGAAAAUGAAACAACCAAAAAGGGCAUAAUUGAAGUACGCCCAGAAGAAGAAAGAGAAGGAGGUGGAGGGGUGUGCGGGGAAGCAAACAAAAAUCCUGAUAAGAGUCAAGUGAAAGAAACGACGAAAAUGGCUGCAUGUGAUAUAGAAGAUGAUGCUGGCAAAAGUUUUAACAGUCUUGAAGGGUGUCUUGAUCAUAUUUCCAGAGAGAAGGACAAGGAGAUGAAGCAAUUGAAAGGAAAUGAAACAACCAAAAAGGGCAUAACUGAAGUACGCCCUGAAGAAGAAAGAGAAGGAGAUAAGAGUCAAGUGAAAGAAACGACGAAAAUGGCUGCAUGUGAUAUACAAGAUGAUGCUGGCAAAAGUUUUAACAGUCUUGAAGGGUUUCUUGAUCAUAUUUCCAGAGAGAAGGACAAGGAGAUGAAGCAAUUGAAAGAAAAUGAAACAACCAAAAAGGGCAUAAUUGAAGUACGCCCUGAAAAAGAAAGAGAAGGAGAUAAGAGUCAAGUGAAAGAAACGACGAAAAUGGCUGCAUGUGAUAUACAAGAUGAUGCUGGCAAAAGUUUUAACAGUCUUGAAGGGUUUCUUGAUCAUAUUUCCAGAGAGAAGGACAAGGAGAUGAAGCAAUUGAAAGAAAAUGAAACAACCAAAAAGGGCAUAAUUGAAGUACGCCCAGAAAAAGAAAGAGAAGGAGAUAAGAGUCAAGUGAAAGAAACGACGAAAAUGGCUGCAUGUGAUAUAGAAGAUGAUGCUGGCAAAAGUUUUAACAGUCUUGAAGGGUGUCUUGAUCAUAUUUCCAGAGAGAAGGACAAGGAGAUGAAGCAAUUGAAAGAAAAUGAAACAACCAGAAAGGGCAUAAUUGAAGUACGCCCUGAAGAAGAAAGAGAAGGAGGUGGAGGGGUGUGGGGGGAAGCAACAAAAAUCCUGGUUACCGAU